Messenger RNA from Penaeus indicus, 8333 nucleotides. It is a transcript of the gene Wdr62, whose product is annotated as mitogen-activated protein kinase-binding protein 1-like. The record is from RefSeq and is a predicted model, not a curated record. Gene Ontology annotation, cellular component: mitotic spindle. Gene Ontology annotation, biological process: centriole replication. NCBI's taxonomy places the organism in Eukaryota, Metazoa, Arthropoda, Malacostraca, Decapoda, Penaeidae. The transcript has 29 exons. Gene Ontology annotation, molecular function: protein binding. Bases 779 to 5344 code for a protein of 1521 amino acids.
CAUUGACCCUGUUCCUGUCUGUAUGUCCUGCUGCUCGUGAUAUUCCGUGCUUGCACGGAAGAUGUCGCACGGCUGUAGGAGUAAGAACUGAAACGAACUCCAGGUUGGAGUGCAGUGCUUGACAUUUCGAUGACAGGCUGAGAUUCUGUCAUGUCCGCGAGGUGAUAUGACGCUCAGUGUGGUUUGACUGUUAAGUAAGGAGACAGUGAGUUUGUGGGCAACCAGCCUAGUUGAUGACCAGAUUCACGUCCAGCCAAGACCCGAACGUUUCGGUUACGAGUGCUCCGUAUGCGGGGAAUGAAUGUGGCCUCCUUUAGUAAGGAUUUAAAGUCCGAUAUCUCCCAUGCGCGAGGAUAACCAAAUGAGUACGCCCGUACGCCCACAAACGCCCACAGCGUGCCCAGGAAUGUAUACUUGUAGGACCGGUCUGGCGUGGCCUGCAUAUUAAACUGAACCUGAGCCUCUCAAGCAACACACACUGGCAUUCUCGUGGAUGUUGUCAGUCGGUGUCGGUGGCAAGCGCGAGAGCAACGUGAACCAGUGUCGUUAGUGAGGAUGGUGUGAGGGCCACGAGGAGGGUGGUCGUCCUGGGCUACGAGGAACGACGAGGCACGACAUGUGGCCAGCUGGCGGAGACGACCAGGUGUGAGUGUUGACAUUCAGCAGGUCGUCCUCCAAGCUUACCACCUCCUCGUCCUCAGCCUAUCAAGGACCCAUCGAGGACCCUCUCGGCCGGGUAUCCUACCUUCCCAGCCUGUUGGCACCGUCGCUCGCAGCCAUGGAAGGUGACAACAACAAUAACAACAACGGCAGUGAGAGCGGGGAAAAUAAGCUGAACACCCCGCCCCCCGAGGAUAAGCAGAACGGCGAGAACCACAAGCACAGGAGGAAGAGCAGAGAAAGAGACAAGGAGCGAGACGAGAAGAGUCGCAUUCCCAUCUACCAGGUGAAGCUCGAGCGUGUGCUUGGCCUCACGGUACCCAGUAACGCCGCCCUCGACUGUGACCCGCACUCCGGACAGGUCGCCUACCCCGCUGGGUGCACGGUUGUGCUGCUGAACCCCCGCAAGAACCGGCAGCAGCACGUGCAGAAUGCCUCGAGGAAGAGCAUCACGUGCGUGGCCUUCUCGCCGUGCGGCCGCUACCUGGCCACGGGCGAGUGCGGCCACCAGCCCUCCGUCAGGGUGUGGGACGUGGCCGACAAGACGCAGGUGGCCGAGUUCCAGGGACACAAGUACGGCGUCUCGUGCGUGGCAUUUUCUCCAACUCAGAAGUAUGUAGUCUCUGUAGGAUCCCAGCAUGACAUGAUUGUGAAUGUGUGGGAUUGGCGAGGAGGAGUGAAGGUCGCUUCCAACAAGUUUUCCAGCAAGGUCAAGGCUAUCAGCUUCGCAGAGAAUGGUUCUUAUUUUGUUACUGUAGGAAACCGCCAUGUGAAGUUUUGGUACCUUGAAGUGGCCCGAGGCUCCAAGUUUAAGGAGCCAGUGCCCCUGACUGGACGGUCUGCUAUUCUUGGAGAACAAAGAAACAAUUAUUUCUGUGAUGUUGCCUGUGGACGUGGUGAUAUGGGAGACUCUACUUUUGCCAUCACCAAGUCUGGCUUGUUGUGUGAAUUCAAUAACCGAAGGCUGCUGGACAAGUGGGUGGAGCUAAGAACUUCCAGUGCAAACUGUGUUGUGGCCGGGGAGGAAUACAUCUUUGUAGGCUGUGCAGAAGGUAUUAUCCGAUGCUUCAGUCCCUAUAAUCUCCAAUUCAUCACCACCCUGCCUCGCACGCACUACCUUGGUGUAGAUGUAUCAAAAGGUUUAACUAUCAGUCACAUGGCCGCUCACCCAAACAAUGCCAAGUACCCUGACACCAUAGCUGUAUCCUUUGAUGAAAACAACCACAAAGUGACGGCUGUUUAUAAUGACCAUUCCAUGUAUGUGUGGGAUGUCAAGGAUAUAAAGAGGGUUGGAAAGUCCCACUCCUACCUGUACCAUUCUGCCUGUAUAUGGGGUGUGGAAACCUACCCCACAGAGGGAGAGGGCGGGAAAGGGGUGAUGCCUCCCGGGUCGUUCAUCACCUGCUCUUCCGACGACACAAUCCGAGUCUGGAAUAUUGACUCUGCCAUGCCCUCAAAUACUCUGUAUAAGAGGAAUAUUUACAGCACUGAACUGCUCAAAAUCAUAUAUGUGGACCCAGAGUUGGGUUUCAUCAAAGACACAGAUGUUAACCCUCAAGGUGGGGAUAGGAAUGACACCUCAUACGAUUCCCGCAACGGCGUCAGGUGCAUCAGAGUGAGCCCUGAUGGCAAGCACUUGGCUUCUGGAGACCGGGCUGGAAACAUCAGAGUGCAUGAAUUGCAAUUUCUGGAUGAGCUUUGCAAAAUUGAAGCUCACGAUGCUGAGGUGUUGAGCCUUGAGUAUUCCCGCCCAGACACUGGCCACAAGUUCCUAGCGUCAGCGUCUCGGGACAGAUUGAUCCACGUGUUUGCAGUUGAUCAGGAUUACAGCUUUGUGCAGACCUUGGAUGACCAUUCGUCAGCUAUUACGUCAGUGCGUUUCUACCAAACCCAGGGAGCCUUGCAAAUGGUGUCUUGCAGUGCUGACAGGUCGAUCAUCUUCCGAAGUGCAACACAGACACCCCAGAAUGAAGUUUGGUUUUCUCGUGGACACAACGUAGCUGGAAAGACAACACUCUAUGAUAUGGAGGUGGAUCAUGGUCAGCGGCAUAUACUAACAGCAUGUCAGGACCGUAAUAUUCGUGUUUAUAACGUUAACACUGGGAAGCAUUCCAAAACUUUCAAGGGCACAAUUGGAGACGAUGGAACCUUGAUCAAGGUGGUCUUAGAUCAGAGUGGAAUAUAUGCUGCUACCAGCUGUACGGACAAGAACAUGUGUAUAUAUGACUAUUAUUCUGGGGAAUGUAUGGCAACUAUGUUUGGGCACUCUGAGCUUGUUACUGGACUUCGCUUCACCAGUGACGGCAAGCACUUGAUCACAGUUUCUGGUGACGGAUGCAUCUUUCUGUGGAGAAUGCCACAUGACAUGUCGCAGACCAUAACUGCACGCAUUGCACAACAAGCAGAAAGAGCUUCCAAAGAGAAGCGAAAAGUAAGGCAGCCUAUCGAUAAUGAAGACUUCAGACCUGCAUCUGAAGACAUAUUUGAUCAGAAUGCCAACGAAGCAGAAGAGCCAGAUUAUAGAUUUAGUAUGGGUCAGCUUCCUUUGUGGGCUAAGAAGCAAAUGACAGAACCACAAGGACCAGCUGGGGGUGCCGGCGACAGGGGCACGGUGGACAUGCCGAAAGGACGCUGGGCACAGAGGCUUCAUAAUAAUGCCAUAACAUUCAAAAGUCAUUAUGAUACCGACUCUGUUAUACCUUUCCCUGCCAGAGAUAAACGUCAACCAGACUCAGAGUCCAGUAAGGAAAGCUCUCUGGAAGACAGCGUUGGAGUCCACAAACAGUACCAAUCACAAACAUCACGUAGAGAUAACUUAAUAUUACCAAAUAAAGACUCAGGUGGCGACCCUGGCUUCAUUCCUUGCCCAGAGAGCAUGAAGGAAAUUAAUUCAGGGGAAGGCAGUUUUCAGGGCUCACCAUCUAAGAUCAACACAAAGAGAGGAAGUGAUCCUGAGAGCCGCAACAGACACCACACAGACGAUAGUGACGUCAGUAGUCUGAGAGUGGACGAUGGAGCAACAGACCACGACGGAGACAUUGAGGACUACAGCGAGCAUGAUGACGAGAGCACUGAGCCGGAACAUUCUGAACACUUGAUGUAUUACCCUCAUAAUGAUGAUACAGCAAGUGAUUUUACUGUUAAUGCAAUGGAUGUCGAGGAGCUGCGUCGUUCCCAGCGUCGUCACAGAAAAGCAAGACCUGAGAGACCCACAGACAUUCCGCUUGUUUCCGUCUCUGGUUCUCAGGAUUCAGACGAUGAUGAUGAGGUCUCGACUCCAAGUGCUGAUACUGCAGAGCGCAACAUUAUGUCCAUGCUCAAUGUCAGCACAGAGAGCAUUGACAGAGUUGGUCGACGUGAGACUUUCCUCAAGUCAAACUUCGAGUCACUUGAAGGGGAGACAGUGCGACCAGAAAAAGAAGUCAAGAAUAAAAAUAGUAUAUCUUAUAAAUUUAAUGCAAGAAAUAAGGAUUCUCAAGUCUCAAACAAACGCGAAGAACUUCUAAAGAGAAUUGAAGAGACAAGAAAGAAGCUGCAAAGUAUUGGAUAUAAAAGUAAUCUUAGAAGCAGCAAGAGUAUCUCAGACCUAAGCAACAUUCCAGAGAAAGAUACGUCAUACAUGUCAGGGAACCAAGAUGGCGGCAGUGGAGACAGUGGGUUCAGCAGCAGCCCCUGUGGUGGUAGUGGUGGUUUACGUCGCGCCUGCUCUCUGAGUGACCUCACCAAUCCCACCACCCCACGACGCCUACUGCCAACUCCCCCUACGGUUGGAGGAAAGAAGAUGGGUGGAAAAUCCAACAGCAAAUCCCCUGGACGAUCACACUCCUCCUUGUCUCGGUCCAGUUCUAUUGGGGUUCUAAAUCAGACUGGCGAGGAUGGUUCGAGAAGUGACAGGCCCAUGAGACCAACCAUUGCUUCCAUGAACAAGAUGACGCCUCGUGCUCUCAAGAGGAAGGCGUCCCUCUCGCAGGCUGUCUCUACAGGUGAUAUUCGGCAGUUUCAUGAAGAUUCAAGCUCUGAAGAUACGUCACCUUCAGAACACAAGAAUAUGCGUAGUCGUACCUUAGGUGGCGAUAGGCGUGGCAACCUUCCUACCCGUGCUGUGAGUGAGCGUGACCUCACCCGCAGCAGCAGCUUGUCCAGCAAGUCGAGAGGGGAAGCCGUGCGUGGACGCUACGCCUCAGCUGCGUCGCCCGUGUCCAGACGAGGUCUGCCCAAUUCUGACAUCAGCAGGCCGUCAUCUGCUGCCUCCACUGUGGACAUGAGCCCUGAGGAGUAUCCGACGAGGGAUGAUCUCUCCUUCAAAGACUUGGACAACAUGCCUUUGAGUGUGGGAGUGGUGGAAAGUGUCUGUGAGUGGGUAGUAGAAGGAUGCGAGCGGCUAAGCCAGCUGUGGUGGCGUGCAUGCAGUGAAGGUGGAGGAGAAGAGGACCACCACAGGGCCUUGCGUUCCCUCCUCCUGGGAGCAGCUGCCAGAGCCACACACGCUCUUACUCCGCUCACAGCUCCAAAUGCUGUACCACCACCGCCACCAACCUCCAUGUCCUCUGCUGCCCCGGCACAGCAGACUGGUGACAGCAAGGACCCCCGCAUGGUGGCCAUGAUGCAGCAGUAUACUGAUAUUCUGGUCAAUAUGGUCCAGCAGAAGAUGGCAUCACACCAACCUCCGCCAGGACCCACGUGAUCAAACUCAUGUCACAACAUACAGUCAUGCAACUUCAACCUCAUACAGUCAUAUGGCUUGACCUGAAAAAUGUACAGAAUAAGUUCAGUGCCCAGUUUUGAGAUAGAUUGUCAGAUGGGUGACUCAAGCCUCUUUUUAAGAGUGUAAGGCUGUGUAUGAUUGCUUUCCUGUAAAGGAUUUUGAUCCACUUUUUAAAUAUGUGUUAUAUGUGAUUUUAGAUUCUCCUUGUUAAAUGAUAGUGUUCCCUAUGUGAUGUCAGAUAGUUAGAUUGCUGAUGAAUACAGUCUUUCUACUAGAUUUGAUGCCAUUUUAAUUUUAUUUGAUUGUUGCAUAUUAUUUUACAUUCCAGGUUGUCUGUGACAUUUGUUUCCAUAGUGGGCAGGAGUGUCAUUUUAUUUAUUGAUUAUUUUUUUCAUAUGACCUCUAGAAGCCCCAUUUGCUGCCAAAGCUCUCAUGACCACUGUGUGAUUGUAAUUAUUUUUGAGGACAACAAACAUGUAUGUAUGUAUGUAUAUAUGUACGUAUGUACCUUGACUUUAUAUGUGUAGUAGAGAGAAGUUCCUGCAUAUUAUACCACUGUCUUCUGUGUCCCAUAACAUUGGAGUCGAAAAAUAAAGCUUAUUGCUCCUAAACUGAAAGCCAUCAAUGCAGUUUACCCUCUGUCAGCAGAUUUUGGGCCAGUCCACUGCUUUUAGCCAGUUCCCUGGAGGAAGUAUAUCCGGUAUCCAAAACUUAGAUUGUAAUGCAAAAUUUGCAUUGUCCUUGGAAUGUUUAUGUGACUAAGUUCAAGUUUACAAAAUGUAAUUGUCCGUGUCAUAGUUUUAGAUUUGUUUGCUUAAAGGUUCUUGUUCAGUACCACUUCCUCCUGAAAUGUGGUUCAUCAAAGUGAAUAACUUUCUCUCCAUAUUCAGAAAAGAAGAAUGUUGAACAUAAAAUAAAAAAAAGACAAAAAAUUGAAGACUUCCAGGCCCAGGUCAGGAAUCCACUUUUUAGUUUAGCUAUACUUUUUUGACAUUGGUCAUCAUGCUGGUGAGGAUGGUAAAAUAUGUAGGAACUACUCAUUAUAUGUUCAUGUUCAUAUACAUACACAUAUAAUAUUUAGACAUUCAUGUAUAGCCUUGCAUAAAAUACAUUUACACACACACACCUACACUGACAGAUGGGCAUAUAUUUCCAACAUUGUACAUGCAUACAUACAUAUUCAUUCAUACAUACAUACAUAUUCAUACAUGCAUACAUACAUACAUACAUACAUACAUACAUACCUGUAGAAAACAUUUUAUUUUUGUUUCUUUUGUUGAUAUGGAAAUGAAACUCAAACUUUUUUUCUGGGACAUUAGUUUGGUUUUGAUGUUUGUGAUGAGACAUUAUUCACCGGACAUAUGUGAUGAGCCAGAUUCUUAGUUAUCUGUACAAAGUGGUUGUCAGGUGAGAGUGGCACGUUGACGCAAGGAUGCAUCAAACAUCGGCACUCGGCUGUCUCAAUACAGCAAGUAGGCCAUAGCACCAAGUCAAAGGCAUUCUUUCUUGGUAUUAGAAAUAAUUUUGUCGUACAUUCAUAAUUUAACAGCAUGUUGUCUUUAACAUUAUCCAUAUGCUAUUAACUACAUCUAACUUUUCAUUUUUUUUAAAUGUUAUUGGACAUGGUGAUGGCAUACUGCUGAUUUGGGCUGGCUGUUUACCUAAUGGUGUAUACUAUAAAUAUUUUGUUUUAUGUUUGUGCAAGUUUUACUGCCUGGUAAUUAGAGUUAGGAAACACAGCAUAUAUGGAAUAGUGUCAUAAUAUUAAUCAAAUUUUUGUUUUGUUUUAUGUGCUCUGAAUCUCUUAUCCAGGGUCAUGGAAGGAGCAUGUGAUUGAUUUUAUUAGAUAUCUGAUUAAUUAUAACCUAUGCAUGUGCUGUGCUUGGACAUUAAAUCCUAACACAGACCAGACAAUUAAUGCAAUAGCCACCAGAGAUUUCAGAAGUGUCAUGGGUGUUGUUGCAAUCUUGCGUUGACUCCUGCUCAUUGAUACCAAAAAUUGUUGCUAUGUUGCUCACUGCUGUCUGUGCUCAUUUCUCUCAAAAGGAUUCUCAAAUGGACAAGUGGUUUGAAUUGAAGCAGUGAUCAUGUACUGAAGAAUAAAGCCUCGUUUAGUUGACAUUUUCUAAUGAUACUGCAGCUUUGGUAGUAGCAGCAUCAGGAGGCAUGUGAGCAGCACUUUAGUUCUAAUUAUUUUAUUAGUCUGCCCCUGAUAGAUUAGUCUUGGAAAGUGUUUGUUUGUCAACUUUUGCAAAGGAAAUGAAAAUGAUGGGAUGUCUUGUUUUGUGCAUUCAUUUUUGAUAGGUUUUACUAUUAGUGUUGGUUUUCCACGUAAAACAGUUUUGAAAAUUUAUUGUUUUAUGAUGGCCUAGGAUGGUGUACUUGAUGGUGGAGGCUUGUGCACAUUUGGUGACAAAUGUGACAUUAAGCCACACUCUUGAGCCAGGCUGGGAUAGGGGCAGUUGUGGGAACCCAGUGGUCUACUCAUUCCAGCUCUUAGUUUGCAGUGCACAAAAUUUUGUAAAGCUAUUGUAUUAAGUUGAGCUGAGUCAGGUCAUAUUCCCAGAGGGUGCCACUUGGUGCCACGAUGAGGUGUGCCAAACCCUUGCAGAUGUGGUUGAUGCCAGAACUGCAAGGGAGUGUAUAGCUGUAUCAUAGUGUACAGUCUCCAUAGCUUCUAGACAUCAUUCCCUUGCUUCGGGGGGCUCAUUUAUCACAGGAUAGGUUGCAGGCCUUGCAAGUUUGUGUCUUCCCUGUGACCUUAUUGUAUCAAUGCCUUCCAUAAUAGUGUGAUUGUCCUCCAUUUUUUUUAGGGUGUUGCCACAGUGCUGUUGAACAGCUCUGAGGCUAGAUUGUGCUCAUAUGGAGAUCCGGGUAAAUGUUUGCCAAAUGAAAUCUCAUUUCUUGAUAAAAUAUGUCUACAGAAGAAUGAUGUCUUUGUUUAAAACCUAAUAAACAUAACUGGAAA